Molecule: messenger RNA, 1710 nt
Organism: Penicillium coprophilum
Lineage: Eukaryota; Fungi; Ascomycota; Eurotiomycetes; Eurotiales; Aspergillaceae
Product: putative CECR1 family adenosine deaminase
Exons: 3
Coding region: 1-1710 (569 amino acids)
Biological process (GO): adenosine catabolic process; inosine biosynthetic process
Molecular function (GO): adenosine deaminase activity
Source: RefSeq, a predicted model, not a curated record
AUGGCAAAUACAGAAAAUGAAUGGGAAAUUGAGGAGGGGAUCCCUCAGUUUGGGGAUCCCUUCAUUCAACAAUAUCUAAAAGGACGUGAUGCGUUGGUUAUGGAAGAGCGAAAGCGACGUCACGAUGCAAAUCUGCGUAAAUCUUUAUCACCCAUCGCUGCCCGGGCGGCAAAGAUCGUGUCGCAGAUCCGAUCUCAGGAGCAAAACGAGGUGUGGACAAAUGGAUUAGAUGAGAGUGUCGCUCACCAAGUAGAUGAGAUUCUGUAUCCCGGUGUCAUGUUCAAUCUGGCCAAAGGCCGCAUGGAGAAAACUAAACUAUGGAAGAUUGUCGAAAAGAUGCCAAAGGGGUCCCUCUUGCAUGCCCACAUGGACGCCAUGUUCGAUAUUGAAUUCCUGAUUGACCAGGCAUUCUCCACACCGGGCAUACACAUGUUCGCACCCAAACCCUUGAUCACAGCCAAGGAUUACGAAGCAGCGCCCGUGUGUUUCCGGUAUUCCACGCAGCCUCUAGAAGCAUCCGAGGACAAGCCAAGCAUUUGGUCGGAGACAUACGAGGCCUCGUCAAGGCCGCCUCCUCUUUCCCCAGGGGGAGAGAAGGGCUUCCGGGAAUGGUUGACCACUCGAUGUAUUAUUGCGCCAGAGCAUUCGUAUCAUCACCACCACGGCGUUGAUGCGAUUUGGUCCAUCUUUACAAAUACUUUCCCCAUUGUCGACUCUCUCUUGAUGUACGAGCCUAUCUUCCGUGCGUGUUUCCGCCGGUUGCUAGGCCAGCUUGCUCAGGAUGGAAUUCGAUAUGUGGAGUUCCGUAUUGGAUUUGUUUUUGAAUUCCGAAAAGAAGGAAACGACCAACAUGAGGAAAAUUACUUUGAGUGGUGUCGCAUGGUGGAAGAUGGCAUUGCUCAAUUCAAACAGACGGAUGAAGGGAAGGACUUCUACGGUGCUCGCAUCAUCUACACUACGCUGCGGUGGUUCACCAACGAGAAGAUUGUCGAUAGCAUGAAGCAGUGCAUCGAGACAAAGCAGGAGUUUCCCACUCUGAUCAGUGGGUUUGAUCUUGUUGGCCAAGAGGAUAACGGUAGGCCGCUAGUUGACCUUGUCCCGGUGCUAUUUUGGUUCCGAAAGCAAUGUGCGGAAGCAGGGGUCGAUAUUCCCUUCUUUUUCCACGCUGGAGAAUGUCUCGGCGACGGCGACGCGACAGAUCACAACCUAUUCGAUGCCAUCCUUCUUGGCACUCGACGAAUUGGCCAUGGGUUCUCGUUAUACAAGCAUCCUCUGCUCAUUGAUUUAGUCAAAGAGAAGAGAAUCCUCAUUGAAUGUUGCCCAAUCUCGAACGAAGUGCUCCGCCUUGCUAGCUCCAUCAAAUCCCAUCCUUUGCCCGCGCUAUUGUCCAGAGGCGUCCCCGUUUCGCUGUGCAACGACGACCCCGCAAUUCUUGGCCACGGAAGGAAUGGAUUGACGCACGAUUUCUGGCAGGCUUUGCAGGGACUCGAAAAUGUGGAUUUGAUCGGCCUAUCAAUGAUGGCCCAAAACUCCAUCCGGUGGAGCUGUUAUGAAGACCAGUCGACCGCCGACUGGAAAGCUGGCAUUCAAAAUGGGGUAAUGGGGAAGGGAUUGAAAUCUGAUCGUCUGCGGGACUUCGGCUCGGAUUUCGAGAAAUUCUGCGAGUGGAUUGUGCUGGAGUUUGCUGAAUUCGAUGAUGGGGAUGAUUGA